This is a messenger RNA of Austrofundulus limnaeus, 1212 nucleotides long. RefSeq lists its product as uncharacterized. Lineage: Eukaryota; Metazoa; Chordata; Actinopteri; Cyprinodontiformes; Rivulidae. The record is from RefSeq and is a predicted model, not a curated record.
CUCAGUGAACUCAGGUCGUUUUGUAUCAACUCAGAGAUUCUCUCUCAGCCAACGAUUCAAAUGAGAAAGUGAGGUCAUGUUGGUGACGACUCUCAGCUACUACCACCUCUGAAUCAGUAUUUGUAAAAUAAUCUGAUUUGUUUUUUAUCAGGUUAACUCAAGUUAAAGUUCAUCCAAUGAGUUCUGUAGUUUAUGAGAUAUUUUGCUAACAGAACAUCUCUGUGUUUAGUAAAAAAAUUAACCCAUCUUUGGUCUGAACAGAUGUUUGCAGUGAUUAGUUGAUUAACAGGAAGUGCUACAGCAGCUGCUGCUGCCACCUGUGGCAGUAAUGUUUGUUUGUUUAUUUGUUGCACCUGUUGAACAAAGAUUCAAACGUUUAGCUGCGACCCCCCCGUCUCUCCUCUCGGCUGCUGCUUCGGCUGCGAGCCGAAGCUAAAAUUAGCGCCGCAGCUCUGGAUGUGUUGUGAUGUAAAAAUAGCAAAAGGAGGGAAGCCGAAAGGGUGWGAGCAGACAUUCAGGACAGCCGAAGGGAGAAGUAACAGCCGAAGGAAGAAGAGGAAAAAGCUGAAAAACAGGAAACAAAGUUUCGUUUGAUCAGAAACAGAAACAUGUCAGGAGAAACCAUGAUGUCCARGCAGCGAGCGCAGAGGUCGUUCGGUAACGGAGCUCUGAGGGACCAGUGGGAGAGACGAGCUCAGAACGAGGCGGAUCAGUGCAAACAGGAGGCUGAGCGCAAGGAGAGAAGCUCCCUGAAAGUUCUGUUCUCUAAGUGGAACUAUCACUGGUCACUCGACACCAACGGAGACAAGACGACAGCCGAAGAGUCAGAGUUCAGCAGGCUGACGAGCCGAUCAGCCGAAGAAGAGAAAAAGACUAAAAUCAGGUUUAAAAUCGUCCCCCCGCCUCCCAAACCCAAAGCUGAGGCUCCUCCCCCGGCGCCGCCGCCCCCCAGGAGGUCUGCCUCGCCCCGCCAGCGCCGGCCCAAACGGAAGGUGGAGGUGGACGUGUUUCGGCUGUGCUGGAGGGAGUCCUGGAGGAGCCUCAAACCCCCCAAGUACCUUUACCUGAAGGCCAGAGAGUCCAGAGACAGGAGGUCCAGGCUGAGCCACCUGGACCUGGUCCAGAACACAGACUAUARACCUGCCUUACGAGACCCAGACUCAGAACCAGACUCACUCAGCUCCACAUGGAUUCACUCCUGGAGACAGGUGA